AUGCCGCGAGCCAGGUUUCGCAACGCCGACGGGCUCGACGUCACCUUCGCACCAGGCACCCCUACGGUUCUCUACCCCGGCGAAACGCUCUCCGGCAGCAUCAGUCUCUCUAGUAUCGACGACUCGGUCUCCAUCGGUUCCGUUGUAGUGACCUUCUACGGCCGCGCAAAGUGUAAGAUCUAUCAAAGCUACGGCCAGUCCUCAGCCUGGUACCGAUCCCGCGCAACGUUCUUCAACAUCGAACAAGAACUCUUCAAGAGCGACUACACCUACGGGCCCGGCGAACGCUCUUGGCCCUUUAGCAUCCAGCUGCCCUUCGUGGCCGAUGAGACGCAACUGACAGGCAAAAAGAAGGACCGCUUCAAGCCGCAUAGCAGCUACCUGAGUACCGAUGAUAUCGAUGUGGUGGAGCAGGAGAUGCCGCCGCCUAUGUAUCAUUAUCACGGCAUGUUUGGCCGUGCCUGCUGGGCGUAUGUCGAGUAUGUACUAGAAGCGACGGUGACGGAAGCCAAAGGCACUCACACAUUUCGAGGGCCCAAGUCCAGAACUUCGGUCCGCCCGAUCAACUUCCAGCCAGCACGGCGAGAGGAGGUGCUGACCGACUGGGCCAUGGAUGCCUGGAAGAAGCAGCUCGUCCUGAAAUCUUCCAGACUGUCAGAUGCUGGAGAUAGUCUGGCGCCAACGACCUCCACUGGAGCAGACGGAGCCCGACUCUCCCCACAGCCUAGCAAUGACCCCGUGGCGAGGACGACGUCGCGCGGCAACAGUCCACUACGCAGCUUGUUCUCCGGCCUGUCGGUGUCCUCGUCGUCUACACCGCGCCUGACCCUCAACUGCACGGUGUCCUUCCCAACCGCACUACAGGUCUACCACCCGGAUCCAAUCCCAUUCCACCUCACGGUCACGCCAGACUUCAACUCCCAGUCCACCACGCUCGACCCUGCAGCCCUUCCAACCAUCAGGAUCAAAUCCUUCGAUUUUCGCGUCAUGUGCACCACCAUGACGCGCGCCCAGCACCUUGUCCUCCCACAAGAAGACCAAAAGACUGUCGCUAUCAUCCUCGCCAAAGACGUCGGACUAAACCAGACCAUCCAGCUCACCGCACCCACCACCCUCGGCACCAGCGAUAAAGACAAACCCGCUUUCACCACGACGGCUGGCUCCGACUCCAACGCCAUCAACCUCUCCACCCUACACCCCCUCCACCUGACCUCCGCCAAGCUCGGUCGCCUACACGAACCCAUCCUCAACCCCACCUUCACGACCUACAACGUCGCGCGCCAGUUCGGUCUGCGCUGGAGCAUCGAGCUUGAGAUCGUCACGCCGCAGAAAACCUUCACCGAGAAGCUCAGGGGUGAGGUGCCACGUGGCGGAGUCACAGUGCGCGGCAUCCCAGACUCGUUGCGAACUCAAGUUGUGGCUAACGUGGAUGGGGCCGGGGAUCUGGUGGACUAUGAGGAGCUGGAGCAGGGGAUUCGGCAUCCGAGAGACGAUGAUGACGAGGAUGACGAUGAGGGGUCAGAGGGAAGGGGAGUGGAUGAGAAGAAGGGCCUCAAGGGUCUGUUGCGGCGCCCUCAUGACGGGGGAAGGGUCAAGAAGGAGAAGGGAAAAGACAAAGAGAAGGAGGAGUACGCCCGUGAGGACCGUGUGAGGGCUGAAGGCCAGGAUGGAGGCGGGGGCGAGCAGCUGCCGAAGUACGAAGCCUAG
Molecule: messenger RNA, 1707 nt
Organism: Cyphellophora europaea CBS 101466
Lineage: Eukaryota; Fungi; Ascomycota; Eurotiomycetes; Chaetothyriales; Cyphellophoraceae
Exons: 1
Coding region: 1-1707 (568 amino acids)
Source: RefSeq, a predicted model, not a curated record